UUUACUCAAGUGUUUCCAUUAUUUGGGCAGUUACCGAUACACUAAACCUUCUAUAUGUGGUAUAAUAUUACAAUUAGAUCCAUGCGAUGGGACCUACCCACUUCCCAGUCUACCUUAUCCUGUCUGUUCUCAGAGCCCUGUGUACCUUUCCACCUGAGUGCUAAGUACAGCCUGACCAUAGGCCAGGUGUUGUGGGACGUGAGUCAGGGUGCUACCCUGUACAGCGCUGAGGCAGUGACGGAGGAGGGUCACCUUAUUAGCUGCAACACCAGUGACACCUACUGUGCCCUCUACAACAUGGCCUGUAGCCAGGUGUACAACGUCACCGUCACCGCACACAACAACAUCUGCCAAGGCAUGGCUACGUCCAAGUCUAUCAACCUCAAGACAGAGCCCUGUCCUCCCAACAACGUGGAGACAAGUYUUGACUGCGAGACUGGAACAGGCGCGAUUUCCUGGGAGAUGAGCGUUGGGGCAUUGGGAUACAUAGCAUUCUUCAACGGACGCAAUGGAGACUCUCUGUCCUGCCACACCUUGGCACACCACACUUCCUGUAGGGUAGAGGGACUGAACUGUGGCACAGUUUACUACGCACGCGUCAGAGCCCUGGGAGACACUCUUAAUAGCACCGACUCUACCACUGUUCUGCUGGCCUCAGCUCCCUGUGUCCCCGCCAGCAUGGAGGCAGAGGUUGACUGUGAUAACGCCACGGCCCUGGUGACCUGGGGCUGGAGCAAUGGAGCCCAGUCCUACAUCCUCACUGCUAUGGGCAGCGACGGGCACCAGGCCUCCUGCCACACAGAGGAGAACUACUGCAACAUGCCCGAGCUGGRCUGUGGUGAGGACUACGACCUCACCCUGACCGCCAUCAACCACAACUGCCAGGUGGAGACCCUGACUGGGGUCAGCUUCAGCACACGUCCCUGUGUCCCCCUGCAUGUGGGAGUGGACCUGCAGUGUGGGACCCACACUGCCACCUUGUCCUGGGAGCAGAGAGAAGGGCUGCAGUUCUAUGUUGCUAGCGCCACCUCCAGGGCUGGAGGAUCUACUGGGUCCUGCAACACUAGCAGCUCUAGCUGCCAGUUCCCUGCUCUGGACUGUGGGGAGACCUACAGCUUCACUGUGACCGCCCACAGCAGCCUGUGUCAGAGUGAACUCAGCAACACUGUCGAGAUCAAGACAGAACCUUGCCAGCCAGACCAGGUGACAGCUACAGGGUCAUGUGACAGUGAGACAAUGGUGGUUGUGGCGUGGGCCGAGGCCGAGGGGGCGGUGGUCUACAUGGUGACGGCCAUGGGAGACCUGGGAUACAUGACAGCGUUCCAGACCAAUGAAAGCAGCCUGGAGGCGGAGCUGCCCUGCGGACAGACCUACAGCUUCACUGUGAUUGGCCAGGACGAAAGUUGUGAUAGUCCAAUCAGUGAUGCUGCAAAGUUCAGGACUGCCCCCUGUGUGCCCCAGCAUGUGGAGAGCUACACUGUGUGUGAGAACAGCCUGGGCUCAGUGAGCUGGGCCGAGAGCGAAGGGGCGGAGUCCUACACCGCUGUCGCUGUCGGAACAGACGGCCAUACCCAUAUGUGCACCACCAACUCUACCAGCUGCACCUGGGAGGACCUGCACUGUGGAGARCUCUACACCGUCCACGUCAUCUCCAACGACUACCUGUGCAGCAGCUCCCCUAGCAACAGCACCACCGUACGCACAGCUCCCUGCGUGCCCCAGAACCUGGUGCCCACUCUGGACUGUGGCAGGAGGGUUGGCUCCCUGACCUGGGACCUGAGCCACGGUGCAGACUUCUACAUGGUGACUGCAGAGACCAACGCCGGCCACAAGGUGGAGCUGAGCACCAAUGACACCAACGCUUACAUCUCAGAGUUCCAGUGUGGUCAGGAGUACUACCUGUCUGUCCAGGCAGUGGAUUCAGAGUGCAGGAGUGCACCCUCUCCCCCUGCAACACUCAGGACAGAGCCCUGCAAUCCCACCUCCAUCUCUAGCACGAUGGACUGUCUCUCCAACAUCGCCAUGGUAACGUGGGCYGUGUCCGACGGCGGAGCCGAGUACUACACCGCCACGGUAGAACACGAGGACGGCCAAUCAAAGAGUUGCAUGUCGUCCAGCUUCCAGUGCGGCAUGCCCGACCUGCGCUGUGGCCAGAACUAUACCGUUACCGUCACCGCAUCCAACCAACAUUGUCACUCCGAKCACAGUGUCGUCAACACCCUGACCACAGUUCCCUGUGUCCCUACCCAUGUUGUGGCCGUUAUGGACUGUUCUGACAACACAGCCGCAGUGACCUGGAGCCCCACCCAGGGCGSGCUGUCCUACAGAGCCGUGGCUCAGAGCCCCCACGGCGCCAUCUCCUCCUGCGAGAGCACUGACCCACAAUGCAUCCUGGCCAACCUGAUCUGCGGAGAGCCCUACACCGUGCAGGUGGUGGCGGUGAACGAGCGCUGCUCCAGCCUGCCCAGCCACAUGGCAGAGUUCCAGACAGUCCCCUGUACCCCUGAGAUCACUGGGGUUCUCCUGGACUGCUACACAGACUCAGCUCUGCUGGAGUGGGCCUAUGCUGGGGGAACUGUGUCCUACACCGCCACGGCUCAGUCCGGGGACGGACAGACAGCCACCUGCAACACAAACCACACCAACUGUAAACUUAUGGAGCUAGCCUGUGGACAGACAUACACUGUCACCUUGAGGGCAUCUGAUGGCCAGUGUGACAGCUUCCAGAGCACCAGCGUGAAAGUGUCAUCAGUCCCCUGUCCUCCCCAGGCUGUUGUAUCGCAGCUUAACUGUUUAGCUAACUCAGCCCGUGUUGAGUGGGAGACCAGCAGUGGAGUAGACUCCUACACCGUCCAGGCUAUGAGCAUGGAGGGAGACGUGACCGGCUGCGAGACCGAUGGAAACGUCUGUUCCAUAUCGGACCUCGUCUGCGGCUCCACCUACAACAUCAGUGUCAACGCCGUAAGCAACGAGUGCAACGUAUCAGAGAGUGCCAUCAUACAGAUGCAGACAGUGCCCUGUGUACCUGAGCAGUUGGAGGCCAAUAUGGACUGUGACUCUGGCUCUGUGUCCGUAUCUUGGAAGCCUAGCAACGGUGCCACCUCCUACACAGCUGUUGCCCAGGGCAACGGUGGCUACGCAUCGUCAUGCAACAGCAGUGACACCUCUUGCCAGUUCCCUGAGCUGCUAUGUGGCCUGUCCUACAGCAUCACCGUUCAAGCCUCUGACGAUGUGUGUAACAGCGCAGACAGCAGCGCCGUACAACUCAACACAUUACUCUGUGAGCCCCAGAAUGUCAGUGCUCAGAUGGAGUGCGGAAMCAACGCUGGACUGGUGUCAUGGGAACAGGGGGAGCUUGUGUCUUCCUACCUGGUGCGUGCYGUCAGCCCCYACGGACACCMGACCCAGUGUGACAGCAACGCCACCAGCUGCAGACUACCCAACAUGCACUGUGGCCAACAGUACAACCUAACCGUCACAGCCCAGGACGGGAGUUGUGACAACAGCAAUGCAUACCUGACCCUGCAGUCUGUCCCCUGUAACCCCACCAACGUGCAGGCAUCCCUCCAGUGCCUCUCUAACUCUGCAGCGGUGACAUGGGAGCGGGCCAGCGGCGCGGUGUUGUACCAGGCUGUUGGCACAACAGAUGGAGGUCACCAGGCGAUGUGUAACAACAGUCAGACACACUGUGAUCUGAGCGGACUGCAGUGUGGACAGACCUACAACGUCACUGUGGUCUCCGAAGACGACACCUGCAGCAGCGUAGACAGCGACAKGGCACAAGUCAGGACAGCUCCCUGUCCUUCCCAGGACGUGGCUGUGGAUGUACAGUGUGCCGCCGGCUCCAUGAUGGUCACAUGGUCCGCCAACCCUAACGCCGAAUCCUURCAUGUGACGGCUGUGACCAGCGGCUCCGCCGACCUGUCAUGUGACUCCAGGGGUCAUCCAAUAAAAACCGGGUGUUCCAUUGAGAACCUUCCAUGUGGACACCUCUACAGCGUCACGGUUACCUCCAUCAGAGGUGGCUGUAAGAGCAAAGUCAGUGGUGCCGUAGCGGUGUCCUCAGGUCCUUGCUCCCUGAAAACCAUCACUGCGGUGAACACAUGCAAUAGCAGCAGUAUCGUGGUUAGCUGGGAGCAUACAGAGUAUUCUCCUACCAUCGUGGCGACGGCAGAGGGACAAGACCAAUCCAUGUUCACCUUGUACAGCACGUCCACUUCCUGUGAGCUCAUGGGAGUGCGCUGCGGCAUGCACUACACCAUCAUCGUCUCCGUCCCCUCCGACACUCCCUGUGUUCCUGAGGAUGUGACAGUGGUAGCGUCCUGCAAGGCAGAAGGUACAGUGGUGUCCUGGGCUCACUCCUUGGUGGCCCAGUCCUACCUCCUCACCGCCACCAGCCGAGGCGGUGACGUCCGCACCUGUAACAGCUCUAUGAACAAAUGUACCCUGGAUAAGCUCCACUGUGGUCAGCCCUACACAUUCAGCGUGACCGCCAGCGCCAGCACCUGCACCAGCCAGGCCAGCCCCAACGUCACCUUCAACACAGCGCCCUGUGACCCCAUUGGCUUGUCCGUUCAUGUCCAGUGUGAGACUAGCUCGGGCGUGCUGUCCUGGUCCCCCAGCCAGGGCUCUGUGGGGUACUACGGCUUUGCCCAGUCUGAGGAUGGGGACAUGCUGUACUGUGACAGCAUGGACACCUCCUGCACAAUCCAGGGUCUUGACUGUGGAGCCAUGUACAACUUCUCUGUGCUGGCCUCUGAUGGAGCCUGCAACAGCUCGUACAGCCAACCCCUGCUUGAGGGAGCAGCCCCCUGUGCCCCUGCCACCGUGCGGAACCGCAUGCAACUGAUCGGCAAGACCCACUUUGCCCGUACCUCCUGGAGUGCGGUCGUCUGCCCCAAUGUAGAGUACCUGGUUGAGAUGACCGGCAGUAUCCUGGAGGACCCGCAAGCCAUGUUCGAUGUCUCGUCCUAUUGGAUUAAGUACACCUUCUUUGAGUUGGCCCUGCCCUGUGGCUCCUCCUACAGUCUGACAGUCCGUACCAGGAACUCUGCCGGAACCAGCAAGCCCUCCACCCCUGUUACCGGGACAACAGCUCCCUGCGCACCUCUGGCCGUGAACUACACGGGUGACAACACGCCUGCCAUGCUGUCCUGGGAGGCUGCAGUGUUCGCCACACGGUACACCGUCUACGACGUGACCGGAGACGGCCGCACGCAGGUGUGUUCCACCACGGAACUGUCCUGUCAGCUUAACAACGUCCAGCCAGGCGCCAUCGAGGUUACCGCUAGCAACGCUGUGGGAGAGAGCGUCCCCACCAAAGACAUCAACGGGCRAUCAAAUCGCCACAGAAGAGAUCUGGGGAUGGCAAAGCCUGCCAUGUUUGCUGACUUCCGCAUCAGAGAGGAGCUGACCGAACCCAAGGUGCUAGUUGCUACGGUAACAGGUGUUUCCCUGCACAUGGAGUGGGCACCGGUGAGGGACGCCACCCUSUACACCAUUAUCAUCGUCCAAGAAGACACACCAUCCAGACGCCAGGUGCUGACCGUCUCUGAAGAGCUGACCAAUGUGAARGACCUCGAGCCCUCCACAAGAUAUUGCAUCUUCGUCUCGGCCAAGAACGAAUACACCCAGAGCAACUACUCCAAGGAGUGUGUCACUACUGGAGUCCCCAUGUGAUUGGCUUGACUUUCACCCCAACCAAAUGGACAUUACGGUUACCCCGGCAACCACCAAUCGAUGUAGUGUAAAGAGAAUCAGUGACUGCUUCCUGUCUCUAGAAGUAAACACCCAAGGCAGAAGAGAGGCUUUUCAACAGACUGAGGGACAGGGAGGGGGUUACUGUUGUUAAGCUUAAAUUACUAUCACAAAAMGCAGUCUUUAUCGCAUAGAUGAUCCUACUAAAGCAAUGUUAUUUUCAAUUAACUUGAAAGCUGAAAUGUGGUAUUUUUUGUUAUUUUAUACAUUGAAAAUACUUUUUAGAGCUAGGUAUCAUUUUCUUGUUUUUUGUAGUCGGUAAGAUAGCAGCAUGUGUCUUUAUAWUGUGUAGUUCUUUGAAAAAAGUAUGCCUAAAAAUGUAUUUUUAUUUAUCUUAAAAUUGUUAUAUUUUUGAGACCUACACGAACAACACUUUUCUGUCCACUAAAUGUAUUUUAGAUUCUUCUGCUGGUUGUAUACAUGAUUUGAAACAAAGAAAAAGUAGAUCAAGAGAGCAAAUAAAUGCUAUCAAGCAAGUAGUAAUUUA
Salvelinus sp. IW2-2015 is the source of this 6244-nucleotide messenger RNA. Its product is annotated as receptor-type tyrosine-protein phosphatase beta-like. The coding region runs from base 55 to 5679 and encodes 1874 amino acids. Gene Ontology annotation, molecular function: protein binding. NCBI's taxonomy places the organism in Eukaryota, Metazoa, Chordata, Actinopteri, Salmoniformes, Salmonidae. The transcript is spliced from 22 exons. The record is from RefSeq and is a predicted model, not a curated record.